Molecule: messenger RNA, 2105 nt
Organism: Varanus komodoensis (Komodo dragon)
Lineage: Eukaryota; Metazoa; Chordata; Lepidosauria; Squamata; Varanidae
Gene: TBCE
Product: tubulin folding cofactor E
Exons: 17
Coding region: 212-1924 (570 amino acids)
Biological process (GO): protein folding
Molecular function (GO): alpha-tubulin binding
Source: RefSeq, a predicted model, not a curated record
UGUAGAACGGCUGUAGGAGGAACUCGCGCCUGCGCCAAGAGGAUCCGGUGGCGCAUUUGUCGCUCAGGCCGGCGAAGGGGCGUCUUAAGUGGCGGGCGGUGGUGACUUUAGACGCGGCUUCUUCGCUGAGACGGGCCAAGGGACGGCUGAGAGGGCUUGGAUUAGACCGGUGAAGAAGUCGAGGCACGGUAGAUCAGAGCCCUUCAAAUUUAUGCUUAAGGAGGGUCCCUUUCCGUCUCUUCCUUGCCGGAGCACUUGCCUGCCUGACUUCGCGUAUCCUCCCUUAGCCUGGCAAAGAUCUUUAAAGAAGUGCCUUGAAGUUCUGUUUCUCUUGAUGACUAACAACAUUCCUCUUGAUGCAGUUGGUAGAAGAAUCCUUUGCAAUGGAGAUGUUGGAACAGUUCUCUAUGUCGGCAGUGUUCCUCCUACUACAGGAAUUUGGCUUGGAGUGGAAUGGGAUAACCCUCAAAGAGGAAAACAUAAUGGAAGUCAUGAAGGAAUACAAUAUUUCAAAUGUAGGCACUCCACAGGUGGGUCCUUUAUCCGUCCAAACAAAGCACAUUUUGGAGUAGAUUUUCUUUCUGCUGUCAAGGAGAAGUAUGGAGCAAAUGAAGAUGAUCAAGAUGUUGAACAUGGAACAGAAACAUUGUUAGUUUUUAGAAAGAAGGCUGUGGAAACUGUUGGAUUCAAUUCCGUUAAAGAGAAACAAAAGCAGCUGAAUACUUUGAGUGAUAUCUCAGUAGAUGAAUGUGCAGUAAGUCUUGCAGGUCAAGAUGGAGAAAUCAGAAGAACAUGCCCCAACAUCACACGAAUAGAUCUAUCAAAAAAUCUUUUGUCAUCUUGGAAAGAGGUAGUAGCUAUUGCUUGCCAACUUGAAAAACUAGAAACUCUUAAUCUCAGUGACAACAAAAUGAGAUUUCCAUCUACUCCACUGCCUGCUUCAACAGCGUUUUGCAAACUGAGGGUACUAGCGCUCAAUCGAACAAGAGUGACAUGGGCUGAGGUUCUUUUGUGUGCUGCAGGAUGGCCAGCUCUUGAAGAACUAUCUCUUGCUUCUAAUGAUAUUUCUCUUUUAGAAAGACCUGUUGAUGUUCUGCAAAACCUGAAAUGGUUAGAUCUUUCAUACAACCAUCUAGAUGAAAGUCAACUUCAUCUGAUUGCAGAUCUUCCCAGGUUAGAAAGGCUAAUACUUUUAAACAAUGGAAUUUCUUCUAUAUGUUUUCCUGAUGCAGGAUUUGGCUGCAAGACUAAAAUGUUUCCUUCCAUAACACAUCUUGUAUUAAAUGGCAAUAGAAUUGCAGAAUGGUCAGUUUUUAAUGAACUUGAUAAACUGCAAAGGCUUCAGUCAUUGGAUUGUCGGAACAACCCUGUGAUGGAUACAGAGGAGAACAGAGAGACUGUGAAACAGCUUAUUAUCGCUAAAAUAGGCCAGCUAAAGUUUUUGAACAAGUCUGAGAUCUUUCCAGAAGAAAGAAAGGGAGCAGAACUUGAUUAUAGAAAGAAAUAUGGACUUGACUGGUUAAAGGCUGGUGGUAAUCAGGAUCCAAACAAAAACCAUCCAAGUGAGGAAUUCCUUGCUGCCCACCCCAGAUUCCAGUUGUUAUGUGAGAAAUAUGGUGCACCCGAAGAUGGAGAGCUGAAAAAAGAACAGCCUUUCUCCCUAAAAAAUCAGCUGCUGACGUUGACAUUUAAGUGUCCUGAUAAACCUGAACAGAAGCCCAUAGAGAAGAAGCUACCAGAUUCUAUGACUAUUCAAAAAGUCAAAGGAUUGCUGUAUCGGCUACUUAAAAUCCCAGGUUCAGAACUGAAACUAUCCUAUGAGAGUUCUAAAAUGAAAGGCAAAGAAUUUGAACUGGACAAUAACUUAAAGCCCUUGCAAUUCUACUCAAUUGAAAAUGAAGACUCCAUUCUGGUACGAUGGUAACAGCUGCCCUUAGCGAAUCAUUUGGAGAGUAGUUUUAUGCCACUUAGCAGAGCCUCUACAAUUAAGUCUAUAUGCUGAUUUGUAACUUGUGUGGAAGACCCUUGAUAUAAAAAAGGAAAGCAAUUUACUAGACAAGCUGCUAGAUCCUGCACCUUUGUUAAUAAAUAAUCUUCUUAAAACA